GCCCCCACCGGCGUCCCCACCGGCGACGUCGCCGGAAACGACGACGUCACAGGAAGCGAUGAUGUCACAGGAAGCGGCGACGUCACAGGAAGCGACGACAUCACCGGGGCCGCCCCCCCAGCUGUCGCCCACCCUGAGCUUCCCCCUGGGCCACCGCGUCCAGCUGGCCGCACGCGCCGCCGCCGCGCAGAUCCGGAUCCGGCUCCGGGGGCUCCGUUCCGGCUCUUCCUGGCGCAGCUUUGAGGACGUUCGGGCGGCGCUCGAGGGGCCCGGGACCCCCAUCAGUGAGUACGUGCUGCGGCACUGGCAGGAGGACGCGUUUUUCGGGGAGCAGUUCCUGAGCGGGGUGAACCCCGUCCUGCUGCGCCGCUGCCGCCGCCUGCCCCCCAACUUCCCCGUCAGCGAGCCCAUGGUGGCCCCGAGCCUCGGCCCCGGCACCUCCCUGCGCCGCGAGAUGGAGGGCGGGCGCCUCUUCCUGGCCGAUUACGCGCUGCUCGAGGGGCUCCCCACGGGGGACAUCGGGGGACACCCCCAGUUCCUGGCCGCCCCCCUGUGCCUGCUCUGGCUCAGCCCCCGCGGCCGCCUGCUGCCCGUGGCCAUCCAGCUGUCCCAGCACCCCGGGCCGGGGUCCCCGAUUUUCCUCCCGGGGGGCCGGGGCUGGGCCCUGGCCAAGCUCUGGGUUCGGGGCGCUCACUUCGUCCUGCACGAGAUGGUCACUCACCUGCUGCACGGCCACUUCCUGGCCGAGGCCUUCGCCGUGGCCACCCAGCGCCUGCCCGUGGCCCACCCCGUGCACCAGCUCCUCCUCCCCCACCUGCGUUUCACCUUCCACAUCAACAUCCUGGCGCGGGAGACGCUGCUGAACCCCGGCGGCAUCAUCGACCAGGCCACCGCGGUGGGCCGGGAGGGGACGCUGGCGCUGGUGGCCCGCGGCACGGCGGCGCUGACGUUCCGCGAGCUCUGCGUCCCCGACGACGUGGCCGAGCGCGGCGUUGGGGACAUCCCCGGCUACCACUACAGGGACGACGCGCUGGACAUCUGGGGCGCCAUCGAGAGCUACGUGGAGGGGAUCGUGGCGCUUUUCUACGCCGAGGACAGCGAGGUGGCCGAGGACGAGGAGCUGCAGGAGUGGGUGGGCGAGAUCUUCACCUACGGCGUCCUGGGCAACGAGAAGAGCGGGUUCCCGUCCAAGCUCUGCGGCCGCCCCGAGCUCGUCAAGUUCCUGACCAUGAUCAUCUUCUGCUGCUCCGCCCGGCACGCCGCCGUCAACAGCGGCCAGUACGACUACGCGGCCUGGAUGCCCAACACGCCGGGCACGCUGCAGCGGCCGCCGCCGGCCAGCGACGACGAGGCCACCGAGGAGCUGCUGCUGGCCACCCUGCCGGGCCCCGAGGCCACCGGGGCCCUGCUGGCCCUGCUCAGCGUGGUCAGCUACGAGGGGGGCGAGCCGCGCCCCCUGGGCUCGCGCACUCAGGACCUGCUGGCCGGGCGGGCUCCGCGGCGGCUGCUGGCCGCGUUCCGGGCGCGCCUGGCCGCCAUCACCGAGCGCGUCCGCGCCCGCAACGCCGCGCUGGCCCUGCCCUACCCCUACCUGGAGCCCACCUGCGUGCAGGAGAGCAUCUCCAUCUGA
Molecule: messenger RNA, 1630 nt
Organism: Vidua chalybeata
Lineage: Eukaryota; Metazoa; Chordata; Aves; Passeriformes; Viduidae
Product: polyunsaturated fatty acid lipoxygenase ALOX8-like
Exons: 11
Coding region: 59-1630 (523 amino acids)
Biological process (GO): lipid oxidation; linoleic acid metabolic process
Molecular function (GO): iron ion binding; oxidoreductase activity, acting on single donors with incorporation of molecular oxygen, incorporation of two atoms of oxygen
Source: RefSeq, a predicted model, not a curated record